Molecule: messenger RNA, 765 nt
Organism: Prorocentrum cordatum
Lineage: Eukaryota; Dinophyceae; Prorocentrales; Prorocentraceae
Source: the annotation of a GenBank genome assembly
AUGCCAUUGGCCAGCAUUCUCUUCCAGUGUGUCGAGUGCGAGUACGACUUGUGCUCCGAGUGCAACCUUCACGGCCCAAAAGCCCCAGGGGCGCUCGCCAGCGCGCCGGCGACGACCGCAGCCCCCAGCACGGCGGUGCCGCUGGCGGGGCCCAGCCCUCCGGCAUCAGCCCCAGCGCCUGCCGCGCUCAAGGCGGGGACGAAGCCCUCCGGCGCGCCUCCGGCAGAGCCGCCCAGCGACAGGCCGCCGACGGUCCCAGCAGCCCCAGCGCCUGCCGCGCUGAAGGCGGGCACGAAGCCCUCCGGCGCGCCUCCGGCAGAGCCGCCCGGCGACAGGCCGCCACCCGUCCCGGCACAUGCCGCGCUCAAGGCGGGCACGAAGCCUUCCGGCACGCCUCCAGCGAAGGCGCUCGGCAAGCAGGCCGCACCCUUGUUGAAGGUCGCGUCGAAGGCUGGCAUCGUCAAGGUGCCUGCCGUACAGGCCGCCCAGCCGGUGCUCAAGGCGAGCUCCAAGGUCUCUGCCGCGCCGCCGGCCCCGCAGACGGCACCGCCGGCGCCGAAGGCACCGGCAAAAGUGGCCGGCACGCCGCGGGCCGGCGUGUGCCCGAACGGCCACGAGCUGAGGCAGUGGAAGUCGGACGAGGACGGUUACACGUGCGACGCCUGCUCUGCGGAGCUACCGAAGGGCUCCACGCUGUUCCAGUGCAGGCAGUGCGAGUACGACGAGUGCGCAGCCUGCCACCCGAGCAGAACGAGGGCGCAGUAG